AUGACACAGACAGUACUUCCUGAGAGCUCUCAAGCGGCAGUUGAUAUCCCUCUUGGCCCUGAUUCUGAGACACCAGCCAAGGAUAAAUCUCUCUCUAGAGGGACUGAGAAGCUGGUUCACAUCAUUCCGCUCAUUCUGAUGCUCUGCAUGGUCACUCUCUGGAUAUGCCACAAGGACUUGGAUAUGGUUUCAACGACAACCGUGCACGGAGUUUAUCACUUCUCCACAAAGUCUACUUCAAUAUCUGAAAGAAGACUGAUCGACGUCACGCAGGACUCCUCACACGAGGGAGACGUGCAAGCUGCUGCUGUGCAGAAAACGACACAUGAAAACGGCUUCUCAUUCCGGAAACAGAUUCACCGAGCGCUCUUCUCUCGUAAGGAUGCUGAGAAGACAACCAAACCGAAGUAUAAGGCAAUUUUGUUUCGCUCUACGUAG
Messenger RNA from Closterium sp. NIES-65, 438 nucleotides. NCBI's taxonomy places the organism in Eukaryota, Viridiplantae, Streptophyta, Zygnematophyceae, Desmidiales, Closteriaceae. The record is from the annotation of a GenBank genome assembly.